Messenger RNA from Exophiala bonariae, 1599 nucleotides. RefSeq lists its product as uncharacterized. The coding region runs from base 1 to 1599 and encodes 532 amino acids. The transcript is spliced from 2 exons. The record is from RefSeq and is a predicted model, not a curated record. NCBI's taxonomy places the organism in Eukaryota, Fungi, Ascomycota, Eurotiomycetes, Chaetothyriales, Herpotrichiellaceae. Gene Ontology annotation, molecular function: heme binding; oxidoreductase activity, acting on paired donors, with incorporation or reduction of molecular oxygen; monooxygenase activity.
AUGGGCAACCUGCGCUGGGUGCACUUGGUUCUCGUUGCCAUAUGCUUACCGAUUGUACAGCUCUUAGUUCUAUACUUCUACACCAUUCCUUCGACGCUGACAGACAAACGCCGGCGACAUCUGCCUCCUGGACCGAGAGGUCUACCUUUUGUGGGCAAUUUGUUCGACCUCAGCGAUUCUGAGCUUGUGCGACAAAAGGCUCAGAAUUGGUUUCGACAAUAUGGAGAUAUCUUCUAUACCAAAAUUGGGGGAACAGAUUACAUCUGGCUCUCUUCGCCUAGAGCUGUGAGAGAUCUACUUGACAAGAAAUCAAGUAUAUAUUCUUCUCGAAGUCCAGCACCCUUCGCACAAGACGUGGCUAGUGGCGGCAAGCGUCAGUUGUUUAUGCAAUAUGGCCCGGAGUGGCGCCAAUUGCGCAAGACGAGCCACUCGCUGCUCAACAUGCAAUCUGCUAUCAAGUAUCAGCCUAUCCAAGAUUAUGAGUCGAAACAGCUUAUGAUCGAUCUCAUCCAAGACCCAGAAAAUUUCUAUGAGCACAAUAGGCGCUACAGCUCGUCGGUUAUUAUGUAUGUUACCUACGGCUACCGCCUCCCAUCCUGGGAACACCCACUCGUCAAGAAGAUAUUUUCCGUGCUGGACAAUCUAACGGAAAUGACGGCCCCUGGCGCUCAUGUCGUCGACAGCUUUCCUUCCCUAGCCAGUCUACCUCAGUGGCUCUUAGGAAAUUGGCGUAGUCACGCGAAGAAAGUUUUUCAGUACGACAGCAAGGUAUAUCUAGGGCUGUGGAGAGAGCUGAAGGAGAAGGUUGACAAUGGAACUGCAAAGGAGUGUUUCGUCAAAGGCUUCUACGAACAAGACCUUAAGAAGCAUGGUAUUGACGAAUUGCUAGCGGCCUACACAUGUGGAGGCCUCGUGGAGGCUGGUUCAGAGACAACUGCAACGACCCUCAAUAAUUUUAUUCUCGCUAUGAUCCUAUUCCCUGAAGCGGCUAAGACAGCCCAGGAAGAAAUCGAUCGAGUCGUGGGAGAGGACAGAAUGCCUUCAUGGGAUGAUGAACAGAAUCUGCCUUAUGUGAGGGCCUUGGUGAAGGAAACGCUCCGCUGGAGGCCUGUCAAUAAAUUUGGUAUGCCUCAUUAUACUAGCGAGGACGAUUGGUACGAAGGAUACUUCAUCCCCAAAGGGUCGGUCGUUAUGCUUAAUUGGUGGGCCAUUCACUUUGACCCAAAAUUACACCACGCUCCUGACACAUUCGAUCCGGCGAGGUACCUGGGCAAACCACUACCCGCGGCGGAUUACAUCAACACCAACGAUCCCUACUUACGUGACCACUUUACUUACGGCGCAGGGCGUCGAGUCUGUCCUGGUGUACAUGUUGCCGAGCGGUCCUUGUACAUCAACAUUGCGCGAACAUUGUGGGGAUUCAAUUUAGCUAAGAAGAUGGGAGCGAACAAUAAACCCAUCGAGCCCGAGACGGAAAUGGUACGAGGCUUUUUAAGCGUCCCCAAGCAUUUCGAUGCGGCAAUCACGCCCCGAAGCGAGGCUCACGUACAAUGUAUGCGGCGAGAGUUCGAGCAAGAAGUCGCUCGUGGUGGCAUCUAA